Molecule: messenger RNA, 1233 nt
Organism: Archocentrus centrarchus (flier cichlid)
Lineage: Eukaryota; Metazoa; Chordata; Actinopteri; Cichliformes; Cichlidae
Product: twist-related protein-like
Exons: 2
Coding region: 164-712 (182 amino acids)
Biological process (GO): regulation of transcription by RNA polymerase II; developmental process
Molecular function (GO): RNA polymerase II transcription regulatory region sequence-specific DNA binding; DNA-binding transcription factor activity, RNA polymerase II-specific; protein dimerization activity
Source: RefSeq, a predicted model, not a curated record
CCUUUCUGUGGCGCGCGAGAUUUACCGUAAUACCAACUCACACCCCGCCGCGGGCCACACUCCUGUUACCUGUCGUGUUUGUUGACGUUGUAACCACUACAGUGGAUUUGGGUCAAGGGUUGUAACGGUUCAACGGGACACAGAAAGCAUUUCUAAAAAGACGAUGCGGGAAGACGAUUCCUCCCCAAUGGAUAGCGCUGGCAACAGCGAGGAGGAGACCGACCGCCAGCUGCCGCGGAGAGGCGCGAGGAAAAGGCGGACGGUACGGAGGAGCACGGACGAAGAGGAGGAGGGAGACGUGGAGAGCCCCUGUCCCGGGAAAAAGAAAUGCAGAAAGAGCGGCGACGGAGAGGGAGGUAGCACCGGGAGCGGCGGCAGCGAGGCCAGCAGUAGCCCCGCGCGCUCAUUCGACGAUCUACAGACGCAGCGCGUGAUGGCCAACAUCCGCGAGCGGCAACGAACGCAGUCCCUCAACGAGGCAUUCACCUCGUUACGUAAGAUCAUUCCCACCCUACCCUCUGACAAACUCAGCAAGAUCCAGACCCUGAAGUUGGCAGCCCGGUACAUUGACUUCCUUUGCCAAGUUCUACAGAGUGACGAGCUGGACGCGCGAGGGACCAGCUGCAGCUACGUGGCGCAUGAGCGCCUGAGCUAUGCGUUCUCAGUCUGGAGGAUGGGGGGCGCGUGGUCCUUGUCUACUACGUCCCACUAGCAGUGCUGCUGCUGGUGACACAGCACGAUUACCCAGACUGAAGAACCAGUGGAUCAGGCAAACUCUUCGGAUAGAAUAAAACAGGCCAAACACACCUGGGCCCCAGUCUCAGCUGCUGUGCUUCAGGCCUCAGAGGAAAGCAGCCUUUUCAUAUUUCCCUUAGCACAGACUGAAAUGUUUGCAAGGGAGCACUUAGGACAGACAGGACGGAUAUGAAGAAAGAAAGACCACUGCGACUAUGAAUGUUGUAAAAACAAAACUCCGGGCUAUAACAAACGGCUCUGUUUUGAAACACGAGAGAAAGAUGACAAUUCAUUCCACAUUCCCUGUGACAGCGUUUCACAGAAAAUGAAGUAUUUUGUAUUUAUUUUUCUACACAGGUCUGAAAUUCCUUUCCCCCUUUCAAAUAAAGGUUAUUUAUUUUUACAGUAUCACAGAAUUCCAAAUGGAUCUAGAGUCUUUGCAUUUUGAGUGUUGUAAAUAUUUGCUAAUAUCUUGAAUAAAAUUAUGAAAGUAUCUUA